AUGCACCCGGCAUGUCGAAAGUCUACGCUACUUGGAGCAAGAUCUUCUUGGUGUGUCGGAGCUAAUAGUUAUCCAGUGCUAGCUUCAUCGUUGGACCCAGUCACGAGAAAGCAUUGGGAAGCGACCAUCGUACGAGGAGUGCUGCCAAAAUAUAACGGCAUAAUUGCCUUUCCCAAAAAGCAGUGUGAUAUUCUUGAAAACUGUGAAACAUCCAAUCAACUAGCAUCGCCGCGUGAAAGGCAACCGAGUGUGAAAACCGUCGUCCAGCCGAGAAGUAACACGAAGAUCCUAGCCGCCUCGAGCAACAGUGGUAAUGCUUCCAGCGAAGAGUGUGACAUUUGUGGUGAGUCGCAUAAAAACUUCGAGUGUGGAUUGUUGAAAAAUUUAAGUGUCUCCGAACGAGUGGAGAAAGCCCGUUCCUUAGGAUUUUGUUUCAACUGCCUAAGGAAGGGUCAUCGAUUGCGUGAUUGUCUGUCAGACAGAAAGUGCAUGAAGAGUCGUCAGCGCCACCAUACUCAACUGUAUGAUGAUGCAAGAGUGAAACCGGACCAAACCGACAGCAAGAAGAAGGAAGUUCCUGAUAAACCGGUCCCUGUAUCGACACCAGUUUAUUCUGAAGCCCAAGCUGGCCUAUCCAGUGGUUCAGCGAGUACCGUCACAUCAACCUGCUCCGUUCAAGCUGCUCCGACCAAGAAAAACGUUCUUCUGUUAACAGCUGUGGUUAACGUUUUCGAUCGCCAAGGUAAGCCCUAUCUUUGUCGAAUUCUCCUAGAUUGUGGAUCUCAAGUGAACCUAAUAACGAAGAGCAUGGCCGAUGCUAUCGCAACAAGGAUUUCACCAGCGAAUGUGAAGAUCUCUGGCGUGAACAAUCGUACAACAAGCAGCUUGGAAAAAACGGUCGUCAAAAUCCACUCACGCUACAGUGACUACCAAGCAACUGUGGAAUGUAUUAUUACUCCUACAGUGACUGGUCCCAUCCCAAACACCGAGAUCGAUGUGAGCGAUUGGCAUAUUUCUCCCGGAUUCCAGCUAGCGGACCCCGAGUUCAAUUGUCCCCAAGACAUAGAUAUGCUCAUUGGUAACGGUUUGUUCUUCAAGCUUCUCAAGUCCGGUCAGUACCGAUUGGCAGAACAUCUUCCAGAGUUGCGAGAUACGCAUCUCGGCUGGGUGUUUACAGGUGAAUACGAAGAAGUUGGAAACCACGGUCCAUCCUAUUCUCACACAGUCACCGUAGAAGAUGUGUACGAUGCUGUUCAGCGAUUUUGGCACAUUGAAGAAGUCCCUGACCAAGAAGCCAAAUCUACCGAAGCAGAAGAAUGUGAGAAACAUUUCCUCUCCACCCACAAGCGUACAAAGGAAGGGCGAUUUGUGGUGCAGCUUCCUUUGAAAGAAAAUGCCAACCAGCUGAGCGAUUGCCGAUCACUGGCUUUGAAACGUUUCUACUUACUCGAGCAACGUUUCGCUCGAGAUCCGUGCCUGCGUGAGCAGUAUGUGGAUUUUAUCAGGGAGUAUGAACGUUUGGGUCACUGCAAGCAAAUAGAUGAACGUAAAGAUCCUCCUAACAUGUUAAAGUGCCACCUACCACAUCACGCUGUCAUCCGUCCAGACAGCUCUUCAACAAAGUGUCAAGUUGUUUUCGAUGCUUCCUCCAAACCGUCCAAGAGUGGGAUCUCUCUCAACGAAGUGCUCAAGGUAGGUGGUAAUGUCCAAUCCGAUACUUUCGACAUUGUCUUGAGAUUUCGUAAGCCGAAGUUUGCAUUCACGGCUGACAUAAGCAAAAUGUAUCGGCAAAUCCUGGUUGACCCGAUGCAUUUGGCCCUCCAAAGAAUUUUCUGGAGGGAAAGCCCAGAAAAAUCGAUGAAAGUCUACGAAUUAACCACCGUUACAUACGGUACGGCGAGUGCACCCUUUCUUGCAACUCAGUGUCUUAAGCAGUUAGCUGGAGAUGGCAAGUUAGAAUAUCCUUUGGGAGCAGCGACAGUGAUUGAAGACUUUUACGUGGAUGAUGUGUUGUCUGGAGAUGACACAUUGAAAGGCGCAAUUGAGCGACAAGCGCAGGUGAAGAAACUGCUCGCCACGGCGGGAUUUUCCAUUCACAAAUGGUGUUCGAACUCUGAGCAGCUGUUAGAGCACAUUCCAGAAGAAGAGCGUGAAGAAAUGAAAAACUUAGAAGAACAAGGUGUUAAUGAAGUGAUUAAGGUUCUUGUGAUUGUUCUAGCUAAGUUGCUUAUGCAGCAACUGUGGAAAAGCAAGAUGAGUUGGGACGAACCAGUUGAAAAAGCAAUAAGUGCGCAGUGGAUGCUGAUUAAGAAGACUCUUGUUUUUACUAACCAAGUCCGCAUUCCGAGGCAUGUGCUGACUGACAAAGCCGGCUAUGAGCUUCAUGGUUUCGCCGAUGCUUCCAUGGCCACUUACGGCGCUUGCAUCUACAUUAGAAGUGUGCUUCAAGACGACUCUGCCAAGCUACAACUGGUCUGUAGCAAAUCAAAGGUGGCUCCUUUAGAACAAUCGACGAUUCCCAGAUUAGAAUUGUGUGCAGCACGUUUGCUGUCACACUUGGUGCCGAAGGUGAUCCGUGCCCUGAAGAUGCGGUUCAAGCGUGUGGUGCUCUGGUCGGACAGUCAAAUUGUGCUGGCCUGGAUGCACAAAUCUCCCGAUCAGCUCCAAGUGUUUGUGAGAAACCGUAUCAUUGAAAUCCGAAGUGUAACAAAGGAAUAUGAAUGGAUGUAUGUGCGCUCUGAAUUCAACCCUGCAGAUAUCGUGUCGCGUGGACAGAUGCCAAGUGAGUUGGUUAAGAAUAAGCUAUGGUGGUACGGGCCAGAUUUCUUAAGUUCCGUGCAAUUUGAACAAGAGGUUGUAGAAGAAAUUACUGACGAAGAACUUCCUGAACUGAGAUCUGUUGCAGCUGUAGUUUUACCUGCAACUGAAGAAGAUGAGUUGAAGGUAUUUUCCAAGUACAGUUCAUUCAGAAAGAUACAACGUGUGAUUGCUUUGGUUCUACGUUUUGUCCGUAAUUGCAAGAAAAAGGAUCCAGCUACCCGUGUAACGGAAUCGAUUCCAACAGUCCAAGAAUUACGAUGUGCGAUGGAAGUGAUAGUUAAGGUGGUUCAACGCCAGGAGUUCGGUGAUGAGGUUGCUCGAGUCGAAACGCGCAAACCUUGCCGAAGACUUGGCUCUUUGAGUCCAAUCUUAGUGAACGGUGUGCUGAGACUUGGAGGCCAUUACCGGUCUGCUUCAUGUCCUGCGUCGUGA
This is a messenger RNA of Wyeomyia smithii (pitcher-plant mosquito), 3252 nucleotides long. RefSeq lists its product as uncharacterized. Gene Ontology annotation, molecular function: nucleic acid binding; zinc ion binding. The coding region runs from base 1 to 3252 and encodes 1083 amino acids. The record is from RefSeq and is a predicted model, not a curated record. Lineage: Eukaryota; Metazoa; Arthropoda; Insecta; Diptera; Culicidae. The transcript is spliced from 2 exons.